Messenger RNA from Portunus trituberculatus (swimming crab), 801 nucleotides. RefSeq lists its product as uncharacterized. The record is from RefSeq and is a predicted model, not a curated record. The transcript is spliced from 5 exons. NCBI's taxonomy places the organism in Eukaryota, Metazoa, Arthropoda, Malacostraca, Decapoda, Portunidae. Bases 141 to 668 code for a protein of 175 amino acids.
GCAAGGAGUGACGAGGACAGUGCAGUGUAGCCAGAUGAAGGGGCGAUAAAGGUUUCCACUCUCCAGUUCCUUGUCAGUUUGCAUCUUACCAAGCAAGUGACAACAACAGCGUCUACGGAGGGAGGCAGGCAAACUUACACAUGAUCCUGUUGCUGGUGGUGAUGUCCUGCCUGGUGAGUCUGACGGUUGGCGCUACCAAGUGGGCCACCAACGGCAGGGAUGACAACGCCCUCAUGCUCACACUCUUUGGCGCAAUCGUCUUCAUCUUCGUCGUCAUGGGGAUCGCAAUCACGUUGUGCGCAGAACCAUUCAAUCGCCAGUCGCAAAACCUUCCCUUCUCGGAUCGCCCUCCUAAGUACAGAGACACGUGGAGACGCCAGCACCUCGAGUCUUGCUCCCAGGCAACCGACACCAUUCCGGGAGUCGCCUCCUUGGACACGCAGAGGGAACGUAGCGACACUAAUUUCUCCAGGCUAGACGUAAGGAGCCUGUUUCACUCCCUGGCCAUCCCGGGGGUCCACCACAGUUCCAGAAGAAACACAUCUGCCAGUGUGAUUAAUGAACACAUGAGGCAUCAACUGGAGAUUAGCGGGAGACCUGCAAGAGCCAACACCGCCCCAGCCUGUGACGAGGGGCUGCCCACGUACGAGGAGGCGAUGAAUAGAUAAAAGAUGAGCAUGCCCUUCAGUAGCCGCACCCUGUUGGUGGUGCUGACAUUCUUCGCUAUUGUCAAUGCAGUGGCAGCAUUUAUGUGUUACACCAAGACCUUGGGUGAGGAUGGCACUUCAGUGGAGUUUUGUG